GCACUAGAACUUUUUAAGACCUUUCAUAUAAAAAAAGAAUCAUCUCAAUAUCUGCCAUAGUUUUUGCGUUAUUUGAUAUAAACUUUUACAUUGGAACUUAGGUAUGCCCAGAAACGCAAGGAACGGCCUUAAUUAAAUUUUGUAGAGGUGUCAUACAAGGGGAUACAAUCUCACCCAAACUAUUUACUUUGGCGUUGGAAGACAUUUUAAAAUUUAUAGACUGGGACAAUAGAGGGAUUUGUAUAAACGGGAAAUAUUUAAAUCAUCUAAGAUUCGUCGAUAAUGUACUCCUGAUAGCAACAACUAUGGAACAACUACGAAUAAUGAUUUCAGAUCUAGAAAAAACAUCUCUUGAGAAAGUACUAAAAAUGAAUCUAGAGAAAACUAAAAUAAUGACUAAUACAGUAGACAGAUCAGUAACUACCAUAGGUGGAACAAACAUAGAACACGUCCAAGAAUAUAUUUACUUAGGACAAGCUAUCAGAGCAGACAAAAGUAACCAGACUGAAGAAAAAACCAGAAGAAUAAGAAUGGGGCAUGUUGCAUUCAGAAAACUCUUAUAUACUAUCAAAAACCAAAAAAAUACCUUUAAAAUUAAGAACGAAGGUAAUGCAUGCGUCUUACCUGUUCUGACAUAUGGUGUCCAGACGUAGACGUGUACCAAGAGCAACUUAGAUAGAAUAAAAAAAACUCAAAGAGCUAUGUAUAGACAAAUGUUGGGAAUAUCGUUGAGAGAUAAAAAGAGGAACGAGUGGAUGAGAUGCAUUGAAAUUAAAAAUGAAAUAGGCUGGGCAUAA
Diabrotica balteata is the source of this 797-nucleotide messenger RNA. The record is from the annotation of a GenBank genome assembly. NCBI's taxonomy places the organism in Eukaryota, Metazoa, Arthropoda, Insecta, Coleoptera, Chrysomelidae.